UGUUAUUCUCAAAAGGAACGAUAUUAAAGGUAUUUCCAGCGCUAUACCCAGAAAAACUGUCAAUUGGAGUGCCUAUCGAAUUUUACAUUGCAUAAAUGUGGUUGCGUUAAGUUCUCCAUGCCAAGAACCGCUGAAAUGCCUGUAUGUGGAGCUGCUAAAAUAUUUUGUGUAAAUGAUGCGGAAGACUCACUUCUUCUUCAGCGAUUUGAAUUGGCUUUAAAAAGCUCUGAUGUUGAAAAUAUACCCAUUACUGGGGAUUGUAACUGCUUACCAUCAUGUUCUUCUAUUGUAUAUGAGACUGAAGUGUCAAUGGCUGAAUACGAUUUUGCUUCACAAUUUAGGGCUUUCAAGGCGGACGAUUAUGUAAAAGAAAAUCCUGGAACUCAAAUAACUAAGGUAUUGGUGUCUUUCAAGGAGGAUCAAUUCAUGGCUUCAAAACGUUCCGAAUUAUAUGGUACAACAGAUUUUCUUGCCAAUUGUGGUGGUUUGUUAGGUUUAUUUAUGGGAGUUUCAACGCUUAGUAUUGUUGAGUUAUUGUACUUUUGCACAGUCAGAUUAUUUAUUAAUCUAAGAAUGCGAAGAAAGAAAAAUCGAGAGAUGAGGCAUUUAGAUGAAACUAUAGAAGAAGGAUUUCAUGCUAGAUUAGAAUUGCCUGGAAAACAAGCUUAAU
This is a messenger RNA of Episyrphus balteatus (marmalade hoverfly), 670 nucleotides long. Its product is annotated as pickpocket protein 28-like. Gene Ontology annotation, cellular component: membrane. The coding region runs from base 118 to 669 and encodes 183 amino acids. The record is from RefSeq and is a predicted model, not a curated record. Lineage: Eukaryota; Metazoa; Arthropoda; Insecta; Diptera; Syrphidae. The transcript has 3 exons. Gene Ontology annotation, biological process: sodium ion transmembrane transport. Gene Ontology annotation, molecular function: ligand-gated sodium channel activity.